Diachasmimorpha longicaudata is the source of this 1453-nucleotide messenger RNA. RefSeq names its product peroxiredoxin 2-like. The transcript is spliced from 2 exons. Lineage: Eukaryota; Metazoa; Arthropoda; Insecta; Hymenoptera; Braconidae. Gene Ontology annotation, molecular function: thioredoxin peroxidase activity. Gene Ontology annotation, cellular component: cytosol. The record is from RefSeq and is a predicted model, not a curated record. Gene Ontology annotation, biological process: cell redox homeostasis; cellular response to stress; response to oxidative stress. Bases 315 to 953 code for a protein of 212 amino acids.
CACAGUUCAAUUACAAUUCUACUUACAAGCCUAUUUUUAUAAUUUUUCGGUUGACGAUUUUAGUCGUGUUAUCGCCGCUCCCAGAGUUUUGUUGGCAUUCUAUAGAGGAUGUUUUUUAUUUUUUUGGCGUGCUACAUGCGCAUGCAAAUUUUUUUACAGAUAAAACUAAAAGAAAACGAUAAAUAGUAAAGGAGAAAAUCACGAAAAUUGAAACAAUUGAACAGCAGUGAAACCAUUUAUCUCUUUUUUUUUCAACGGAGAAGAAUUUUUAUUUUGUGAUUUUAUUCUUUUUGAGAAUUUCUUUAUUUUUUCCAAUGGAAAUGAGUGAAUUACCAUGUGAGGAGGGCUGCGAGGAGCAAGUGGUGAUAAAUUUCAGAAAGAUUCCCCUUCUGAUGAGGACAGCGCCCUUCUGGAGUGGCCCGGCAGUGCAUGAUACGAAAAUUGUUAAUCUGACGAUUAGAGAUUUUUCCGGAAAAUAUUUGGUCAUGGUAUUUUAUCCGUCUGAUUUCAGCAUUGUCUGCCCGACUGAGUUGAUACAAUUCAGUGAUAGGGCUGAAGAAUUUCAAGAUUUAGAUGCUGAAAUCAUAGCAAUUUCAACGGACUCUCAGUAUACCCACUUGGCCUGGGUAACGAUUCCCAGAAAGCAGGGUGGCAUAGGAGAAAUGAACAUCCCGCUGUUAGCGGACAAAAACCAGAGGAUCUCAAAACGCUAUGGAGUCCUUGAAACGGAAUUAGGGGUCUCCGCAAAAGCGGUUUUCGUAAUUGACAGAGAACAGAACAUCAGACAUAUGUCCAUAACGGACAUGGCGAUACCCAGAUCAGUGGACGAGACUCUCAGGGUGAUUCAAGCCUGUCAGUUUGUUGAUAAGUAUGGAACCAUAUGCCCCAUGCGGCCGCAGAAGACUGAAGCUGGGGAAAUCGAUCCAGAAUUCGAUGAGGAUAAAAAGGAGUAGAAUUGUUUCACCGCCUUUUGAUUGUAUUUCGAUAUUUAGGGGAGUUUUCAGUUCAAGUAAAUUUUUUAGAGUAAUUGACUUUCUAAUCCCGCAUAGAAAAUUUAUCUGACUAAAUUUAUCAUGAAUAUAAUUAAUAUGGCAAAAAUAAUAUGAAAUAAUAAGUGAUGGAAUGAUGUGCCAAAUAACCAUUUGGAAGCGUAUUGCAAUAUGAAGAGAAUAUAAAAUUCAAAGUCGCCAUGAGAACAUCAAAACGUUGAUCCAAUUUUUACUAAACUGCUUCUCCUAAAUUCUCACAAAACUCUUUUCGUCAAUCUCACAAUGACCCAGAUGCCGGAUUUCAUAUUUUUUUUUAAAUUCAAUCCCGCUUAGCCUAUCUAUUUUCAGGAUAAAUGUAGAUGGUGUGAUCCUGCAUUUUACUCUUCAUGUGAACCAUUUCUAUGUUCUCACAACGACAAAUAAAUAAUAUUCUUUCCGUGUAAUUAAUUUGAAAAAUAAAUUCG